Molecule: messenger RNA, 1259 nt
Organism: Notothenia coriiceps (black rockcod)
Lineage: Eukaryota; Metazoa; Chordata; Actinopteri; Perciformes; Nototheniidae
Product: protein Niban-like
Exons: 9
Source: RefSeq, a predicted model, not a curated record
GCCAGGCUGAGACCACGCUGAAGGAGUUCAGCCCGUACUACAGGAAGCAGUUCUCUGUGGCCCGUUUCUCUCAGGUUGAAGAUGACCUGGAGCAGCGGAAGGAGAAGAUCACGCAGCUCCUCAACCAGAAGGAGGCUACUGAGGAGGGCGAGGUGCUAUACGAAGAGGCGGUCCUUUUCUUUGACGAAACCAGGAAGUGGAAGGAGAGGUACGUGGUGGUGAGAGCCAACUACUGCCUGGAGUGUCACGACAGCCUGGAGACUUUUUUAAAAGGGAUGCUUCCACGCCAGAAAAUGCUGCCUACAGGGGGCAGUGUUCUGACCACAGAGGAGAAGUACAUGGCCAUGGUGGACAAGUUCUUCACUGAUGAAACCAAUGUGAAUGAGGACUUUGCUCCUCCUCUCUCUGGAAUGCCGGGACAGUUUCCCGUCUACCUGCGUCUUCCCUACAGGAGGGACUCCUACUUCUGCUUCAAACAGCAGGCCAAGCAGGACGCCUUCCUCUCCAUCCUGUCAGACUGCAUCAGGCACCAGAACCAGGACUUCCUGAAGAAGAAGACGUGUGAAGUGCAGGCCUUCCUCAAAGCCAUCCAGCUCUACAGACAGGACAAAGACCGAUACGAGUCCUGGGAAAUGCUGAUAGGAAGUGAUGUCAGGGUGAUGGCCAACGUGGUGAUGGAGCAGUUAUUGCCGUCUCUGGAGAAAGACAUGCUGCCUCACCUCAAGGCCAAGAAGACGGAGAAGAAGAGAGUGUGGUUUGCUACGGUGGAGGCGGCCUACAUCCUGAUCCAGGAGCAUCUGCUGGAGGGACUUUCCACACUGAAGGAGGAAUGUCGAACAUCGCUCCGGCAGCAGGAGUUUCUCAUCCACUCCGACAUGGACCAGAUCCUCGAGUCCCGAUGGCAGCUGGAGGAGAAAGUCAGAGCCAAAGUAUCGGAGCCAGCAGAGAAGCUGUGCUGUGAGUCGGUGCAGCCGUACUUGGGCUCUGUGCUGGAGGAGCUGAUGGAGCCCGUCAGCUCAGGCUUCCAGGAGGGACGGCAGCUGAGUGAAACCAUGAUGGACCAGCUGUGCCAGGACGUCAUGAUGCUGGUGGACAAUGAGCAAGUGAAGGAGGCUCUUGCAAAAAUGGCGAGACCAAACCUGCUGAGCUGCUACCAGAAGAUCGGCUCCCUACAGGAGAAACUGCAGCACCUGCAGGAGAGGUUCGGCUUCUCCAACAUCAAGGGAGUGAUCCACAGCGCUCAGAUCGACCUGCAGCAG